AUGCCCACCGAUCCUAGUGGGAUCGCUGAAGCUUUACUUUCCUGCUGGGAGUCCGCCAACGCAACAGAAUACUGCCAUUUGCUCGGGGAAGGAAAUUAUGAAGGGAUGGAGCUUGCUAGCGCAGGUGUCUCACUCACAGCAUUUGUUGGGAUUACGGACAAAUUGCUAGAUCUUCACCAUCAGUUCAAACACGCCCGAGAUGAGCUGGAACUUGCAGGCUUGCGGAUUGAACAACUUUCUAUCAAUCUCGACCUGCUCCAGAAAGUAGACGAAGACCUCUUGUCCACGGAUGAACCACAAUCCAGACUCCGGGACAACCUCAAAGAGACUAUUGUCAAUGGGAUAAAAUCUAUUGCCGUCAUCCAGAACCGCCUUCCUAAGGCAAUCACAAAAUCACGCAAGAGAAAUCGCAUCCGCUGGGUUUUACUGGAUCGGAUUACUUACGGUGAAUUGAUGACCGAAGUGAUGCGAACAGAAAAUUCCAUCAAUACUGCCUUGCACCUUAUUCAAUGGCUGACCAGGUCGGCGCCAACCCUCAAUACCUCUCAUGGCGAUGAAUGUACCUCUUUGCGACAUCUUGAGAGAGACGAGCAGCUGGGAUCGAACCCAAUAGCAAUUUUGGAACGUAGACAAACAUGCGAACCAACGGUACCAGAAGACACUUUCGAACGAACGUCUGUAUGUGAAGGAGACUCUGCGAUGGCAAUCGACCAUCGUCACAGCGUGCCGAGAAGACCUUGGUCAGUGACAAGCAACUAUUUCUGGGACUUGUGCAAUCUUACUUUGAUGAGUGCGUCUGCUGGCCUGUUUCACCGCAACGCCUAUGUAUGCUCUGUCCAACUGGAUUUUCUCGCCCGAAUCAGUCUCAAAAUCAACCUCAUAUUACAGUCGCGAGCUUGGAACACAGGUUUUAGAUUUCCCUUUCCGGCCACGAUCACCCUGACAUCGCUCAUACCGACAGACAGUCCAUUCAUGACAGCAUGUAGUGAUGGCGACAUAUCCAAGAUACGUGCAUUGCUCCAAUGUGGACUGGCUUCCCCAAUCGAUAUGACUGACAAAGGCGAGACCCCUCUCUCUCGAGCAAUCGAAAAUGGUCACAUAUCAGCCGUCAAGGUACUGCUUGAGAGUGGCGCGGAUGUGAAUGAACCGUUUGGACAGAAACACACAUCUGCACUCUGUUGGGCAAUAAAACACCGACACUUGGAUAUCUGCAGACUGUUAAUACAGCGUGGAGCUUCUUAUCACCACUUAACAAUGCACGGCUGGUCCGCAUUAUUUUACUUGUGGCCUGGCACUGAGGAGCGGCAUCCAUUAUCUUCAGAUCUUAUCAACUUGUUGCGUAACGAGGGUGAUUUUUCAUUCCUCCACCAAGGCAUCAUCGAUGCUCAUAGUUGGGGACUAAUCCAUCGUGCGUCGAUAUUCGGCAAACCAUCGGAUCUUGAGUUACUGAUGGCAGCAGGUGUGGAUCCUUUCCAGCCCAUAGGAAAUCUGGGUUGGACGACUAUACAUAACGUCGUGGACUACGGCGUACAUGACAAUUUCCUAGUGCUAUUUCCGGCAUAUACUCAGAAAUACGGUGUUAACCCGGCUCGCGACUUGCACGAUUCGCGAGGGUGGUCCUUGUUACAUAUAGCAAUUGCAUCAAUCCAAUUCAAUCGAGGUCACAGGCAAAUCAUCAGGAGCUUGCUUGAGCUUGGAGCAAACCCGCAUGCGCAGACGGAGCUCAUCACGGAGGAUAAUCUAGAGAGCCUUCGAGGCAGCCGAUGCUCGUCUUUGCAACUGGCACUGGCAUUUGGCAAAGACAGACAUCUUGAGUUGCUGAGCGCUAUCAACGAUUCCAUGCAGAUGGACAGCGAAGAUGACUCUCCUGAUGAAGGACAAGAUAUCUGGCACGAUUCUGUUGAGGUUGUGACGGGAGAAACGGAGGGAGACAAGCUGCCUUGA
Molecule: messenger RNA, 1944 nt
Organism: Exophiala aquamarina CBS 119918
Lineage: Eukaryota; Fungi; Ascomycota; Eurotiomycetes; Chaetothyriales; Herpotrichiellaceae
Exons: 1
Coding region: 1-1944 (647 amino acids)
Molecular function (GO): protein binding
Source: RefSeq, a predicted model, not a curated record